Messenger RNA from Colius striatus (speckled mousebird), 645 nucleotides. Its product is annotated as histone H2A-IV. Gene Ontology annotation, cellular component: nucleosome. The transcript has a single exon. The coding region runs from base 92 to 481 and encodes 129 amino acids. The record is from RefSeq and is a predicted model, not a curated record. Gene Ontology annotation, molecular function: structural constituent of chromatin; protein heterodimerization activity; DNA binding. NCBI's taxonomy places the organism in Eukaryota, Metazoa, Chordata, Aves, Coliiformes, Coliidae.
GCGAGGUGGAAAAGCAAGGGUAUAGCUGCUGGACUCUGUCGGCUCUGCUCUCAGCUGCUGGUCAUUCUUAGGAGCGAGCAGGCAAGCGAAGAUGUCCGGCCGCGGGAAGCAGGGCGGGAAGGCGCGGGCCAAGGCCAAGUCGCGCUCGUCGCGGGCCGGGCUGCAGUUCCCCGUGGGCCGUGUGCACCGGCUGCUGCGCAAGGGCAACUACGCGGAGCGGGUGGGCGCCGGCGCCCCGGUGUACCUGGCUGCCGUGCUGGAGUACCUGACGGCCGAGAUCCUGGAGCUGGCGGGCAACGCGGCCCGCGACAACAAGAAGACGCGCAUCAUCCCCCGCCACCUGCAGCUGGCCAUCCGCAACGACGAGGAGCUCAACAAGCUGCUGGGCAAGGUGACGAUCGCGCAGGGCGGCGUGCUGCCCAACAUCCAGGCCGUGCUGCUGCCCAAGAAGACCGACAGCCACAAGGCAAAAGCCAAGUGAACACGGGAAAAAAGGCACGUGUCUCCUUUUGGAGAAAAUAAUCCAAAGGCUCUUUUCAGAGCCACCCACAAAAUCACAGAAGAGCUGAGUUAUCCAUGCUACAGUUAACGCCGUGUUAUAUGAAUUACUCAACCCGUGUUUUGUCUUAUUUUCUGCAUGUUUAU